AUGAAACGCAUCGAGAGAAAGAAUGGCGUUAAAACUGUAGCACAAGUCAAAGUGACAUUUGAAACUGAUGGGGAAGAUGGAAGCCCACGUAAGGCCCUUUCUGAGUUUGCUACCCUGGUCCGGAGUAGCUUGGCUGAAGUCAAAAGCUCAGUCAUUCCACUCAAGUUCGUAGAUCCAGAUCAGUGGAGCGAUGCAGUGACAGUCAUUCGAAAAAGCGAGAACAAGCUUUUGCUUCUUCUGUCUUCAGAGGAAGUUACCAUAGGCGGGCCAAGCCAAAGUCAAGAAGCCUUCAGUGCAACCUUAAAUGCAAUGCAGAAAACAAAUACCUCUUUGCAAGAGUAUAAACUUACACCUCAAGAUGCAUCACUGAAGACAGGCCCAGCCAUCAAAGACCCUCCCACUGGUGCAGGACUGACCACGCGGGAGAGCUGCUCAACUCGUACACAAGUACCAACAGUCAAAGCUCAGCAUAAUGUGGACUCCAAUAUCAACCAAGACAAAGUUGACAUUAAAGAUUCCUAUCAAGGUCCUGAUGGGAAUGGCUCUAACAGUCCUAAUCAUCAAUACAGAGAGACUACCACAAUAGCCAAGCGUUACAUUCAGCCUACCAAAUCUAUUAGUUUUAGUGGCUCACUGAAGCAUCUGACCGCUGGAAGAGAGAAGCCGAGUAUACUUAGACGGUAUAACCGUCAAACACUGCUAGUCCCCAGAAAGUGCCCAGAAAAUGUCAAGGAGGGGGGUCAACAGCAAGGGGGGAGCAAAGAUGAAACCUGCCCUAUAUGCAUGGACCUGUUUACCAAUAAGAAACAACUGAAGUGUAAACAUGCGUUUUGUGAGGAAUGCCUGCAAAGCGCAGAGAAAUUCAGUGGACCCAUCUGUCCUGUUUGCAAAGACGUGUUUGGUGUGAUGAUUGGAGACCAGCCGGAGGGAACGAUGACAUGGAGGAGGGAUGCUGCAUCUCUUCCUGGAUUCGAAGACUGCGGUCACAUAGAAAUCGCCUACAAUAUUCCACGUGGAAUACAAACGAAAAAGCAUCCCAACCCGGGACAGCCCUACAACGGCACUGCCAGGACGGCAUAUCUCCCAGACAAUAAAGAAGGCAACAAAGUGCUUCAACUGUUGAAGAAAGCGUUUGACCAGAGGCUGAUUUUCACAGUCGGGACAUCCAUGACAACUGGGAUUGAGAACCAGGUGACCUGGAGUGACAUUUCCCACAAGACGUUCAUAUUAGGAGGACCGGCGUGUUUUGGAUAUCCUGACCUGAACUAUAUAGAACAAGUCAAGAGGGAGCUGAAGGCCAAGGGUGUUGAGUGAAUUUGACACUGAGUGAAGUCAAAUAUCCUUUUCAUUCAGAUUUAUUGAAUAUUAUGCUCAGUAU
Cololabis saira (Pacific saury) is the source of this 1378-nucleotide messenger RNA. RefSeq names its product E3 ubiquitin-protein ligase DTX3L-like. The coding region runs from base 1 to 1314 and encodes 437 amino acids. The record is from RefSeq and is a predicted model, not a curated record. The transcript has 3 exons. NCBI's taxonomy places the organism in Eukaryota, Metazoa, Chordata, Actinopteri, Beloniformes, Belonidae. Gene Ontology annotation, biological process: Notch signaling pathway; protein ubiquitination.